Molecule: messenger RNA, 6129 nt
Organism: Gigantopelta aegis
Lineage: Eukaryota; Metazoa; Mollusca; Gastropoda; Neomphalida; Peltospiridae
Product: kelch-like protein 24
Exons: 2
Coding region: 124-1887 (587 amino acids)
Molecular function (GO): protein binding
Source: RefSeq, a predicted model, not a curated record
UGUCAUUUUGAUAUUUUGUUUGUCGUCGGUUUUUUCGUUUUUUUAAAUGUCUUAAUACGAUCAAAUCCUGACAAGAGCAUAUACACUGAGUGUUUCAACCGACGAUUAACGGGUUUAUGUUAUAUGAUGUCAAAGAAAGCAGAGGUGGCAACCGACUGUUUAGAAAUGGAGUCCAGUUUCUUCAGUCAGGACCACUCAAGCAGCCUCAUUGACAAUAUGGAGAAACUGAGACUGGAAGGUCAUUACUCUGACAUCACGAUCAUUGUCAGCGGUAAAACGUUCCCGUGUCACAAGGUCAUUCUGUCAUCUGGAUCCCCGUACUUCAAAUCAAUGUUUGCAUCAGGAAUGGAAGAAAGCCGUAAAGAUACUGUGGACCUGAAAGAGGUGGAUGCAUUAGUGUUUGAAAACGUCUUACAUUUUAUAUACACGGGCAAAGUGAAUAUCUCAGAGGCAGUGGUUCAAGAUCUCUUUAUCCAGGCCCAGCUCUUCCAGAUAUUUCCACUCGGCGAGCUGUGCGUUGAGUUCUUCAAACAAAACAUGCACGAAGGCAACUGCCUUGCAGCCAUGACACUGGCAGACACCUAUAACCACCAGCAUUUGUAUAGUUUUGCAAAGUCAUAUGCCUGUGCCCAUUUUAAUGCGAUCAUGACCGAUGAAGACUUCACCAAGCUUUCUGUCGACUGUGUGGUGAACCUGCUGAGGGAUCGACGUCUGAACUGCACUUCCGAAGACCAGGUGUUCCAGAUGGCGAUAACCUGGCUGGAAUCCGACGCGGAGAGGAGGAGGAAUUGCCAGUUCAAGGUCCUGGAGUGUGUCAAGUUUCCUCUCAUCAACUCCAGCUACCUGAUGGAUGUUGUAGUGAAGAUCGAGUACCUCACGGAAGAGGACAAAGGUAAAGAGCUUUUGGAGGAUGCCAUCAUGUACCACAACGUACCAUCGAGAUGGCAGAUGCUUCCUUCCUACCAGAUGACGCCACGGUUUUCAUUCCCAUACUUCGAGAGUGCAAUCCUCCUUGGAGGUCGCCUGAUGGACGGCCUCAGCAAUGAUGUCGAAUGCUACAGAGCUGACACCAAGGAGUUUACUUCCUUGAAGAUGCUUCCUUUCAAAAAGAGAAACGAGUUCUCAGCUUGUUCCAUCGGGGAUGAGAUCUACGUCUCGGGCGGCCUGCGCAGUGCCGAGUUCUGGAAGUACGACCUGACAUUCGAGACGUGGCUCCGUGGGGCCAGCAUGCUGCACGCGCGCCGCCGCCACGCCAUGACGGCCGUCGAUGACAAGAUCUACGUCCUCGGAGGAUUCAACGAGGAGGCCGUCCUGUCUUCGAUCGAAGUGUGGGAGAAAAAGCGCAACAAAUGGGAAGAUGCUGGUUCCCUGGUGACCGGUGUGGAGAACAUGGGAUUCGUCACGUUUGGAAAGAAGAUCUACUUGUUUGGAGGGAAGAACAACGACGAGAUGGUUACCAACACCGUCCAGUGUUACGACUCCACCACUAAUCAGUGCACGGCCCUAGAGAAGGGACUCCCGGUUAACGACAUGUGUCUGAGUGCCACCAUUUUGAACGGCUACAUCUACAUCGUCGGCUUAGAAGGGGUCUUCCGCUACAGCCCGAACUCUGAUAACUGGGAAAUUCUCCCCGAUAUGAGUUACCCUCGGGACUUCGUCAGUCUCACGGUGCUCGACGAAAAGCUGUACGCUUUUGGCGGAAGACGGAGGGGUGCCAAGGAUAACCUGUAUUCGGAUAUCAUCGAGUAUUUCGAUCCCAGCACCAACAAGUGGAACGCGGCUGGUAAAAUUCCCGAUCCUAUGUACUCGUAUGGCUGCGUGCGUGUAUUUCUCACCCCCAAACCAGAGCAUGCUGCUUUGCCCACACCAGAGCCUCCUGUUGUUUAACAUAUGAGGGCCGUAGAUCCGGUGCAUCUUUUAAACUAAAAGCCACUACACAGAAAUAGUGGUGUGCUAGGGCAUGAUUAUAAUACCACUGUAAUUUAGUGGUGGUUCGUUUUAUUUUAUGUAUUUGUUUUUUUAUUACUGGGAUUGUUUUGUUUAUUUUGGUGGUGGGUUUUUUAUGGGGCGAGGGGGUGCCCAGUUUCUCUCUCUCUCUCUCUCUCUCUCUCUCUCUCUCUCUCUCUCUCUCUCUCUCUCUCUCUCUCUCUCUCUCUCUCACUCUCUCUCUUUUUUCUUUUUCCAUAUUGUAUAUAGUUUAUCCUUCUACGAGUUUAUUGUAAAUUGUGCUCAAAUAGAUUAGAUUAGAUGCUGUUCUGAGUAUCACUUCUGAUUUUUGUCAAAAUUGUACAUAUGGUGCCCAGUCUGUAAUAUUUUGAUGGAAUCUUAUAGAUCUGCUUCACUACCUUUAGAUUACUGUGACUCGGUGAGACUGACUUUAAACGUGUAUGAUUUGUUUAAUGGCAUUCAAGACAAAAGUACUGUUGUAUCAAAAGUAGAAUAAAUGCUCGAUUUAUGGGGAAGGUACCCAUCCAUUUUGGUGACAGUCAAAGACUGGACAUUUCUGUAGGGUUGUUUUUCACCAAAUGUGGAUUGUUUAAGGGUUGGGAGUCUUUAAAAAAAAAACAUUGCGUGUGUAUGUUUAUUUUUAGUUCUUUUGUUCCAUGUAAGUGUGGACGUUUCUAAUAGCUUAUUCAUUUAAUGCAAAGCUGUAUUAUAAGAAUACAUGUAUGUGUAAGUAUGAUGCAAAUGAUAAAAAAAAAUCUGUACAGCUUUCUUUGUAUCCAUCUGUCAUCAGCAUAUGUGUACGGGCUGCGGUCCUAAAGUAAUAGUGAUUCGUCUCCAAACUUGUAUUGCUGCUGCUGCUGCAUUUUUUUCUUCUUUUUUUUUUUCUUUUCUUUUUUUUUCUUUUUAUUCCACUGCCCCUUUCCUUUCUCUCAUUUCUUCCCGAUUUGGCAACUCCCAUCUUUCAACUUAUUUUGAUGUCCGCCUCCGCACUCCGGUCUUUGUCUCCAACCGCGACUCUUAUAUCUGUGUGGUCCUUAACCAUAUGUCUGACGCCAUAUAACCGUAAAUAAAAUGUGUUGAGUGCGUCGUUAAUAAAGCAUUUCCUUCUUUCCGUUCCACACACGUUUGGCUUAGGCUGUGGGCUUAGUCUGACCACUUUGGAGAUGUAUAGUUAUUUGGUAGUAAUGUUGUUGAUAUUCUGGCAUUUUCGUUUAAGUCCUAAAUUGUAAAUUGUGUACUUAAGUCCUAAACUGUAAAUUGUGUACUUAUAUCAUGUAUAAUAUAUGUACAUUGUAUUUCAAUAUCAAUACAUGUACAUUGUGUAUAAUACAUGUACAUUGUGUAUGAUAUAUGUAUAUUGUAUGCCAAUAUCAAUACAUGUACAUUGUGUACCUAUACCAUGUAUAAUACAUGUACAUUGUGUACCUAUAUAUCAUGUUUUGCGGUUGGAUUCAUGUUGUUAAGAAAAAAGCUUAAAGUUUGUUUUGUUUACCGACACCACUAAGCACACUGAUGUAUUAAUUAACGGCUAUUAAUCAAAGAUUAAAUGUUGCAAUAACUUGUUUAAUGAAAUAUGUUUUUAACAGUUUCUUUAGCAAAAAAUACUCAUUAUUCUAUUGGUGGUGGUUUUAUUAUUAUUAUUAUUAAUAUAUAUAUUCUUUUUUUCAGACUGAAUCUCCAGUAAUAGUAGUAUACCAGUAUACAUAUUUUUUUUCUAUGUGAAAGUUUAAUCUUAAUUUAUGUCCAUGUUUUGUGUAUUUAGCUGAGGAGCCUUGUGAACUGUAACAUGUUAGUUACAAGUGUCAUUAGUACGGGGAUCUUCGGCGCCCAAGGUUUCCCCUAAGAGGCCAUUUAAAUAUUACGUAACGCUCGAGGCGUGGGUGUGUAUAUGUCCAAACGUUUAUGUGGCGUUACAUGGGGUGGGUGGGUGUAUUUAACAGCUUUACAUAACGCACUUUUUAAAUUUUUAUUACUAAACUCCUAUUUUGUUUUGUGUUUUCCAUAAACGUUCUGUCAUGGCGACAAUAUUUAACGUAGGUAGUUAUAGCUAGGCAUAAGCAAUAUAUAAGGAUUAUAAAUUGAGUUAAAAUGCGUAUCUGUGCUUUCCUAAAUGGGAAACAGUUCGUUAAAAUUAUAUUACACCCAUCGCAAGAUUUGUUUGUGAAUGGCGUGGGGUGUGUCUUCAAGCGUUAGGUAAUAUUUGGGAGGAGGGGGGUAUGGUCUAGCAUUAUGGAUCAUUACAGGGGGUGGGAGGGGGUUUAAUUUUGACAAAAAUAGCGUUACGUAAUAUUUGAAUGGCCCCUAAGCUUUGUUUCAAAUUGUACGUUGUUAUAUCAUGCUGACACAAAAAAUAGCAUUUCUGAAAAACGAUUGGUUCGCCUAUACAAGUGGUGCUGAACCUGCUGGCAGAUAUUGAUACCUAAUGGUAAAGCGCUCACGUCGCCUAGUUAAUGCGCAGUCGGUCUAGGAUCGAUCCCCGUCGGUGAAUACACUGGGCUAUUUCUCAUUCCAGCCAGUGCUUCACAACUGGUUUGUAACAAAGGCCGUAGUUUGUACUUCCAUGUCUAUGGGAUGAUGCAUAUAUAAAAAGAUCCCGUGCUGCUGAUUGGAAAGAGUAGCUCGUUGCGUGGAUGCAGUGGGUUUCCACUCUUAUCGGUGUGUGUAAUUUUUGGAAUGCUUCCAUCAGAGAACGGUUCAAGCACGCCUGUCGUGGGCACAACCUCUGACUUCGCCAGAAAGUUCUGUCCAUGAUGGGGACUCUUAUCUGUGUGGUCCUGAACCAUAUAUGUCCGACGCCAUAUAGCUGUAGUUAAAAUAUGCUGAGUGCGUCGUUACAUAAAACGCCCUUCCUUCCAUCCUUCCUAAUAAUUGGCAAUAAGUAGCUUUGAUCAGACACAUUGUGCAGCUCGUUUACACAUUUGUGGACAGACUGGGCAGUUUGUUCGCGUGUUCAGUAGAACUGUAAGCAGUAAAAUGGGUUUAGUGGUAACUGGCAGAAAGUAAAGACAAACAAUUGAUGAACACUGGAAGCGAGGAGCAGUUGGGGGGGGGGGGGGGGGGGGGGGGGGCAGUGGCUCCUCAAUUUUGAAUUCUGAAGAUAAUGCAUUGCCCACAUUCAGGUGAAAAUCAAAUAAACCAUGGGGUGGGGUUUUUUCAUUUCAUUUUAUUUUCGUGCUUAUAUCCAAUUACGGUUAAAGCACACUGUCCUGGCCAAGCACCUCAGCUAUCUGGGCCGUCUGUUCAGAACGGUGUUAGUGGUUAGUGAGAGAAAAGAUGGUGUAGUGAUCUUACACCUACCCAUUGAGUCCUUAAAACUCGCUCUGGGUGGGAGCCGGUACCGGGCUGCGAACCCUGUACCUACCAGCCGAAUAUGUCCGAAGGCUUUAACCACACCACCGAUGCCAAUAGUUGCUCCUCUCUCCUUCAUUUUCCGGCACCUAUGCAUUGUGUGUGAAUUUUGUAUAAGUAUUAUGUAACAGUAAUUAACUGUCCAGUAUUAGUUUGUGUUUGUUACAUUGUGGAGUGAUAUGUAAAUAUAAUUAUUAGUUUUCGAGAACCUUACUGGAAAAUUAAAAUAGGUUUAUCUGUGAUUACUGUAAAAAAAAAAAAAAUAAUAAUAAUAAUAAAUAAAUGAACAAAAAGCCCCUCCCACCCCACCAAAACCCCACAAAAUACAACAAAAUGGUUAAUUCCAUUGUCUUGUCAAGAUUUUUGCACUAUCUGUUGGACAUCACAAUACACGUAGUGUUAUUUUGAUUGUAAUAAUACAUAGCAUAUGUUUAGUGGCAAACAAAAUCGUUGUAAUAAUAUAAUUGGCGGAGUAUGGUCGGAAGCUAGCAUCUUCCGACGCUCGUCGUACUGGCUAUAUAGUAUAUUUUGCGUUUAGUCGUCACCACGAUUUUGUAUAUAGAUGUAUAUAUACUUCAGAUACUCUCGAAUAUGACCUUGUCUUGUAUCAUUUUGUGUAUAUGCUUAUUUUGCCUCUUAUGUGAAAUGUAUCUAGAUAAGAUCAAUAUUUUUCAUUGUAGGAUUGUUUGUGUAAUUCGUGUCAUGUUUGUGUACGUGUUAAUUUAUUGAUCAUUGUAUGUAAGUGUCAAGUCACGGUGUAUAUGUUAUAUUGGUUGUGGAAAUGAAAAUACAAAUGUAGAAGAUUAAUGUGUAAAUAUAUAACCAUCAAACAGA